AAACUAUAUUGCGAAACGGGACAAUGACGUCAUCUUUUUCGUGCAUGCUGCCCGUAGUAACGAGUUAUUAGACGUUAUCACGUCAAAAACCAAGGACGCGAUACUGUGCGAUCAUUAAUUUGUUAUAUAAGGUAAAACCUACGCGACCACUAAACAAACUACCGUCGUACAUACCACGAUUUUGGAAUUUAUUCACGUUUACAAAUUGUCGUUUUAAUCGUAUACUUAAACAGCUCAAUAUAAAGUUUGACGUUUGCGACUUGCGAAGUCUUCUUUGUAUUCGUUGGUUGGCGACUUUUCAAGUUGUUCAUUUCGUCGAUUUUCGCGGCAAGGCAGACGUAUUUAAAAAGAUUAUUGAAUAAUAUUAAAGUCGACAAGUAAAUUUUCAAUUACAGCAUAAUGAGUAAUGUGAAAACUGUUAUUGCUCCCGUAAAUAUCGCAGUGAUAAAAUAUUGGGGGAAGCGCGACGAGGAAUUGAUACUACCGUUAAAUGAUUCCGUUAGUGCUACUUUGGACACAGGUGUUAUGUGUGCCAAAACAUCUGUGUUUACCGGCCCGCAACUUACCAGUGAUGAGAUAUGGCUCAACGGCAAGAAGGAAUCGUUUACGAAUAAGCGGCUAGUAAAUUGCCUCGAAGGAAUAAAAGCUAUAGCCGCUAAGGAGAAGAGUGUAAACGGAGAAUUCCUAAAAUGGAAAGUUCAUGUUUGCUCUGUUAACAAUUUCCCAACGGCGGCCGGCCUAGCAUCAUCUGCAGCAGGAUAUGCGUGCUUAGUAACUGCAUUAGUGAAACUUUAUAAUGUGAAAUCUGACGUUAGCUGCGUCGCAAGGUUGGGUUCUGGCAGUGCUUGUAGAAGUGUAUAUGGCGGUUUCGUACAGUGGCAUGCGGGAACGGACCCUUCUGGCAAAGAUUCCAUUGCAACUCAAAUUGCAGAAGCCUCUCACUGGCCUGAAAUGAGAGCUCUUAUUCUUGUGGUUGGUGACAGUGCAAAGAAAACUAGUUCAACAAAGGGUAUGAAGAUUACGGCUGAAACUUCUGAACUCCUUAAACACAGAAUUGAAUAUUGUGUGCCUCAAAGAACUGCCAGCAUUAUUCGGGCUAUAAAAGAUAAGAACUUUCCCAAGUUUGCUGAAAUUACUAUGAAAGACAGCAACCAGUUUCAUGCAGUCUGUCUGGAUUCAUACCCACCUUUUGUAUACAUGACGGAAGUGUCCCACAAGAUAGUUGAAAUAAUUCACAAGUAUAAUGAAGUCUGCGGUGAAGUGAAAGUUGCUUAUACUUUCGAUGCAGGCCCUAAUGCCUGUUUAUACCUCCUCGAGGAAGAAGUCCCAAAAUUAAUUUCCCUUGUAAAAUAUGUUUUUCCUUCAACUUCACCAAAUAACUUUGUAACUGGUCUCAAGUCUGAACAACAUCAGCUAAGUAAAGAUUUUUUGAAUAAGUUGGGUUUGGAACCGGAACCUGCAGAUUUGUUAAAAUAUGUUAUUCAUACCAAAGUUGGAGAAGGCCCAACAGAAGUAACUGAUGGCUCACAUUUAUUGGAUCCAAAUGGUCUUCCUUUGUAAAUGCUGAAGUGUGGCAAAUGUGCAGAGUAGAAAUAAGUGGUUAAAUGGGUAUUUUUAUAAUUUGUAAAUAUAUAUAUA
Messenger RNA from Leguminivora glycinivorella, 1638 nucleotides. It is a transcript of the gene Mvd, whose product is annotated as diphosphomevalonate decarboxylase. NCBI's taxonomy places the organism in Eukaryota, Metazoa, Arthropoda, Insecta, Lepidoptera, Tortricidae. The record is from RefSeq and is a predicted model, not a curated record. Gene Ontology annotation, molecular function: diphosphomevalonate decarboxylase activity; ATP binding. The transcript has a single exon. Gene Ontology annotation, cellular component: cytosol. Gene Ontology annotation, biological process: isoprenoid biosynthetic process; isopentenyl diphosphate biosynthetic process, mevalonate pathway. The coding region runs from base 400 to 1560 and encodes 386 amino acids.